AUGGCGAUCCUGUUUUUUCAAUACUGUCUGUUCGUUAUCGUUUUCGGAUUUCAGACAACUCCGAGAUCUUACGCGACUCCGUUAAGUUUCAAUUAUUCAAGUUUUGAUUCAAAUGUUCCUGAAAUUUUCCGGGAAAGAGAUGCAGUUGCCAGCCAACAAGGAAUUGACCUGACAGCGAACCUGAGUGAUCAGAAAAAAGACGGAAGCGUCGGUCGAGCUACGUAUUCAAAACCAUUGCAUCUUUGGGAUAAAUCAUCAGGAAAUUCAACAAAUUUCACUACUCAUUUCUCUUUUAUCAUCAAUUCAACUAAUCAAUAUGAGUUUGGUGAUGGUCUAGCUUUUUUCCUGGCCCCAAACGGUUCCAGAAUUCAACCUGAUGUAAAACCUGGUGGUGGUCUCGCUCUGUCUAUCACCGAUGAUGCUGAGCAUGCGUUGAACUCCGACGAAAACAAGUUCGUCGCGGUGGAAUUCGAUACGUUUCUAAAUUUCUGGGAUCCUUCUGUAAUGCAUGUAGGCAUCAAUAUCAGGUCGAUGAGAUCGAAUUCUACAGUGCCGUGGCCUAGCAAUGUGAUGAAUGGAAGCAGAACGGAGGCUUGGAUUGCGUAUGAUUCUCGACGAAAGAUUCUGAAUGUUAGUUUUGUUUAUUUUAAUCGUUGGAAUAAUUCGCGGACGCGUGGGAGUUUAUCGGCUGUAGUUGAUCUUGCCAGGUAUUUACCGGAAUGGGUUACUUUCGGGUUUUCUGCUAGUACAGGAUAUUUAUACGAGGUCAACAGAAUUACAUCAUGGGAUUUCGAUUCGAGUUCUGAUAUUGUAGAUUCUGAAAGAAUCGUGAAUUCUGAACCUGAAGCUAAUUCUGUAUUUCAGAAAAAAAAUUAUAAAAUCAGUUCAGCAUUUGUGAUUGGGUUGAGUGUUGGAGCUUGCUGUUUGAUUGCUGGAGCAGGUUUUAUUUGGUACGGUUUAAGACGAUACAGGAGGAAAGAAGUAGAAAUGAAUGAUGAUGAUCAUAUCCUGGAUGUUUCGUUCGGUGAUGAUUUUAAGAGUAACGGGACAGGUCCGAGGAAAUUUUCUUACAACGAAUUGGUCGAUGCGACAAAGAAUUUUUCCGAGGGAGAGAAGCUUGGCGAAGGAGGAUUUGGUGCGGUUUAUAAAGGAUUUCUGAAGGAUCAGAACUCGUAUAUAGCUGUCAAGAGGGUAUCGAGGGAAUCUAAACAAGGAAUCAAGGAAUAUGCGGCAGAAGUGAAGAUUAUUAGCCGAAUAAGGCAUAGGAAUUUGGUCAAGCUCGUCGGUUGGUGCCACGAGAAAGAAUUACUACUCGUGUACGAGUUCAUGCCUAAUUGCAGCCUCGAUUUCCACAUAUUCAAAGGAGAAAACUUCUUGACUUGGAAAAUUAGGUUCAGAAUAGCACAAGGAUUGGCAUCUGCACUAUUGUAUCUACAUGAAGAAGGCGAUCAAUGCGUGCUUCACAGAGACAUUAAAUCGAGCAACGUAAUGUUGGAUUCAAGUUUUGAGGCCAAACUCGGGGAUUUCGGGUUAGCCAGGCUUGUUGAUCAUGCAAAAGGAACACAAACCACAGUUUUAGCAGGAACAAUGGGAUACAUGGCUCCAGAAUGUUUCACAUCAGGAUUUGCAAGCAAGGAAUCUGAUAUAUACAGUUUCGGAGUCGUUGCUUUAGAAAUCGCCUGCGGAAGAAGAGUUUUUGAACCGAAAUUGCAUCAAAAUCAAGCAAGAUUGGUGGAAUGGGUUUGGAAUUUGUAUGGAAUUGGAAGAUUUCUUGAAGCGGCUGACUCUAAACUCUCCGGAGGUUAUGAUGAAUCAGAAAUGGCGAGAUUGAUGAGUGUCGGACUAUGGUGCCUGCAUCCUGACAGAACAUUUCGUCCGUGUAUAAGACAAGUUAUCAAUGUUUUGCUUAAUCCUGAAGCUCCUUUGCCAAAUAUUCCAUUAGAAAUGCCUAUACCAGCUUAUGUUGCUCCAAUCAGAUUAUCUAUAUCAUCCAUUAGUCCAUCAUAUAAUUGUGCAAGCGGUAACGGAAGCGAAAUCAAGAAAUUAAAUUACGAUAUAAUAAUCGAUGAUAAUUCGUCGAAAAUCACAUCUUCUUCUCGAGAAUCAUCGCAUUCUGCCUCACUUCUAUUGAUCUCAGGAUAA
Molecule: messenger RNA, 2142 nt
Organism: Mercurialis annua (annual mercury)
Lineage: Eukaryota; Viridiplantae; Streptophyta; Magnoliopsida; Malpighiales; Euphorbiaceae
Product: L-type lectin-domain containing receptor kinase IX.1-like
Exons: 1
Coding region: 1-2142 (713 amino acids)
Biological process (GO): protein phosphorylation
Cellular component (GO): plasma membrane
Molecular function (GO): carbohydrate binding; ATP binding; protein kinase activity
Source: RefSeq, a predicted model, not a curated record